Amblyraja radiata (thorny skate) is the source of this 697-nucleotide messenger RNA. RefSeq names its product protein NCBP2AS2. Bases 103 to 333 code for a protein of 76 amino acids. NCBI's taxonomy places the organism in Eukaryota, Metazoa, Chordata, Chondrichthyes, Rajiformes, Rajidae. The record is from RefSeq and is a predicted model, not a curated record. The transcript has a single exon.
UCUGCUUUAAGAUCUUUGCUGCAGACGGAGCCAUCGAGCGGGUCUCUAUGGUCUCCCAGGCGGGCGGGCAGUGGGUGAUUCAUUGAGCGGGCGGUGUCGGCCAUGGUCCUGCGAAGGUUGCUGCUGACACUGGUCAACAACGCGCAGCUGGUGGAGAAGCUGUCGGAGACUCGGCCGAUCCGCAAGGCGGCCCAGCUCACGGCCUACGCCAUCAUCCGGCUGCAGCUGAGCGGCCAGGAGGCGGCCGAGCGUCUGGGCCGCACCAGCACCCUGGCCCAGAGGGCGAGCCGCCUCAAAAAGGCACUGAUGGACUUGCAGAAGAAACAGAAGUAAACCCGGUGUCUAGAGGCGGCAGCUGGAGCUGGAACAAGGACAUCAUGGAAGAGGCAGAGCAAGAAACUGCUGUCUAGGAAGGACAGACCCGGGAACAUGGCUGCACAGAUCUCUGUGUCCAACUUGCACUGCAACCGGCUUGUCGAAUUGAGGAUAAGGUCGAAAUCAUAUACCAGGCCAAACUAAUCACAUGAUGACUUUCCUAGAGGACAAUGUGUUGGCCUCACACUUUCUUCCUGUAAUUGUAUGAAAUGUGAUUGAAAAUGUACUCGAAUAUACUGAAGCUUGAAUAAUGACAACUUUAAAAGACUAUUGAACAGGAAAUGCAAUUGGAAGAAAUAAACAUGCUUUUUGGCCGACUGUA